This is a messenger RNA of Setaria italica (foxtail millet), 1148 nucleotides long. RefSeq names its product zinc finger matrin-type protein 2. The coding region runs from base 16 to 786 and encodes 256 amino acids. The record is from RefSeq and is a predicted model, not a curated record. Gene Ontology annotation, cellular component: spliceosomal complex; U4/U6 x U5 tri-snRNP complex. Lineage: Eukaryota; Viridiplantae; Streptophyta; Magnoliopsida; Poales; Poaceae. Gene Ontology annotation, molecular function: nucleic acid binding; zinc ion binding. Gene Ontology annotation, biological process: mRNA splicing, via spliceosome. The transcript is spliced from 11 exons.
UGUGUAAAGUUUCGGAUGCACGCAGCUCUUCCCGUUCACCUCGCCUCUCCCGUGUUCACCUCUCCCCGGUCUCACCUCUCUCGUGGCCUUCUUCCUCGCGGCGACUGCUGGGCGAGCGGCGCUCCCCUUCGCCAGGCCCUUCGCCGCCGACGAGCAUACACCAGUGAGCUGACCAAGAUGUCUGGAAAUCAGCCAGUCGGCGUCGACAAUACUUCUCGGAGGAAGUUUGACAAGGAAGAGUACUUGGAGCGAGCUCGACAGAGGGAGCAACGGGAGAAGGAUGAAGCCCGGAAAGGCAAGGAAAGGGGCCCUCUUGUGCAAAGACAGCCUUUGAAGCACAGAGACUAUGAAGUUGAUCUUGAGUCUCGUCUGGGCAAGACUCAGGUGGUGACCCCAAUUGCACCAUUGAAUCAGCAGGCUGGAUACUACUGUUCCGUAUGUGAAUGUGUUGUCAAAGAUUCGGCCAACUAUUUGGAUCAUAUAAAUGGCAAGAAGCAUCAGAGAGCAUUGGGCAUGUCUAUGCGCGUUGAAAGGGCAUCACUCGAACAGGUUCAGAAAAGGUUUGAGGCACUUAAGAAGAGGAAGGACCCAAGCACCUUUACUGAACAAGAUUUGGAUGAGAGAAUAAUGAAACAACAGCAAGAGGAGGAGGAGAGGAAACGGCAACGCAAAGAAAAGAAAAAAGAGAAGAAAAGAGAACAAGCAGCUCAACACGAGCCUGAGGAUGUGGACCCAGACAUUGCUGCCAUGAUGGGUUUCGGAGGGUUCGGUUCAUCGAAGAAGUGAACGUGUUCAGUUGGCAGCAUCACUUUGGUGAACUUUGAAACCAUAUGCACCUGUGCUACAAAGAUAAUCACGUUGACAGAUCCGUGAUAAUUGUAUGGACUUUGAUGGAGGAUGCUAAGUCCAACACUGAAUAUUGAACUUGAAAAUGUCGUUGUGCCUGAGAGUUCAGUCUAUAAUUAGCAUCCGAGAGUGUUCUGUACUUGUUUACUGUUUUAUGGAGGAUGCUUGCCAUAGAAACAGUUCGUAGUCAAAAGUUAUUAGCAUUUGGCAAUGCAGAUGCGCACAGUUGAGUGAACGAACAACGAAGGAUAAUAUGUUUCAGUCAUUUUGGAGAAGAACAAAUCGCACUAUAUUUCCUUAAA